Molecule: messenger RNA, 1413 nt
Organism: Aspergillus steynii IBT 23096
Lineage: Eukaryota; Fungi; Ascomycota; Eurotiomycetes; Eurotiales; Aspergillaceae
Exons: 1
Coding region: 479-1318 (279 amino acids)
Source: RefSeq, a predicted model, not a curated record
UUCUCCACAAACCGCCUCGAGCUCCUUGUUAUCACAGCCCAUCCCCUUGAGAAGCUCUUUAGCCAUGGCUACAUCACUUGCCAGCGACCCGCAGCGCGUCGCCAGCAUCCUGCUGUCGCGACACUCGCUCGAGCUCGUCUCCUGCACCACCCUCCAGAGACUCUGGGCAGGAUACGGACAGAUCUGCGCCAUCAGCGCGCGAGCCACUACAGACAGUGCAGCAGAGCAUCUCAGCAAAGUCUGCGGGCUGGCACCCAAGGGCGCUGCCGGGUCGGUGUACCCGCUUAUCCUGAAGCUCAUCUCGCCGCCUGCCAAGCGCGGCGCCAAUGAGGAUGAGGGCCAUUUGCGCAAAAUCCUGAGCUACGAGGUGGAGCAGUAUUUCUACAGUGAAGUCGUUCCGCUACUAGGUGGUGAGCCUGCCGUGGCUAAUUGUCUUGUUUCGACGCGUGAUGUGCAGGAUGAGGAGCUGGACGGGCUCAUGGCUACGAUCAUGGUCGAUCUACGACCUAAGUUCCCCGUUGCUGGCGAAAAGAGGAGUGUGUUGAGUCGCAGGCAGGUGUAUGGGGCGCUGGAUUGGUUGGCUGGGUUCCAUGGUCGUUCAUGGGACUGGUUGCCCAAGGACCUCGAUCAGUGUGUGUUGCCGCCGCUUGAAGAAUCUCGGAGACGGCAAUCUACCGGCAAGACAGGUGGUAGGGGACUGUGGCUGAACGGAGGUUAUACGUAUCUUGCGACGCGACGGAAAGAGUACGCCAGUUUGGUAGAAGAUACGGAUUCGGAGUGGUCUGGUGCCUUGUGUGGAGUGCCAGAAGGAUCCUCACUCUCUGUCGCUGAGAUGGUCGCCUUGUUCCUGACGCCGUGUGGGAGGUCGGUUGAGUCGUACAUCCAUGGCGAUGUGAAGUCAGAGAAUCUCUUCACGACCAAUGAUGGCGACAAGGUGGCGUUCUUCGACUUCCAGUACGUCGGCCUAGGUCUGGGAGUCUGUGACCUCGCCAAACUGUUUACCUGCUCGGUGCCCCUGGACCUCCUGGUUGAUGAUGCAGACGAACUGUUGCCUGAGCAACUUGAGAUGCAGAAUGGCGAGCAGGAACUACUCCAGCGCUACCGGUCGAGCCUCCUUCGGGACGAGGCAUCAGAUCGGUACGACUGGGAGACAUUGAAGCGACACUGGGAGACAGCCCUGGUUGACUGGUGUAGAUUCCAGGCCUCCUGGGGAUUCUGGGGGAACACGGAAUGGCUCGAGGCACGAGUCAGAUCGAUUUUGAGCGACCAGCAGUGGAGAGACUGGCUGCAUCGGAGUAUAAGCAGUCAAUCUGCAUGAGGAUGAUAGACAUAGAAUAGACAUCUAAGCAAUGGUGAACCCGUCGACUGGAUGCAAUGAUAGUUGAAUCACCACCUCAAGACAGUGUAUUACCC